Molecule: messenger RNA, 421 nt
Organism: Paramuricea clavata
Lineage: Eukaryota; Metazoa; Cnidaria; Anthozoa; Malacalcyonacea; Plexauridae
Source: the annotation of a GenBank genome assembly
AUGGUUCAAACUGUAAAGAACUUACUAUGCACGUCGGAAGCUGCAGGUGAAGACCCAUAUCUUGCGUUACUUACAUAUCGGACAACACCUGUAGACAGCAACUUACCGUCACCAGCCAGGCUACUAAAUCAACGAGAAUAUCGGACAUUAUUACCUUGUAGCGGAAGACUACAUGCAACGAUGUCAAACAACGCCAGCAAAUCAAGACCAGCUUCAGCUGCGCCAAGAUGUUCAGAAACGUCAGCAUGAUGUGAACUCUCCACGUGUGUUGUCUAAGCUGCUACCAGAGCAGAAAGUGGUGGUAUUCCAGCCUCGAAAGAAAACGUGGACUGCAGGAAAGGUCAUUGAACAAUCGAACAAGCCAAGAUCGUACGUGAUUAAGACAACGGAGGCUAAGUUCGACGUAACAGAAAACACCUAA